Aspergillus oryzae RIB40 is the source of this 1200-nucleotide messenger RNA. RefSeq lists its product as uncharacterized. The transcript has 5 exons. The record is from RefSeq and is a predicted model, not a curated record. Gene Ontology annotation, molecular function: O-methyltransferase activity. NCBI's taxonomy places the organism in Eukaryota, Fungi, Ascomycota, Eurotiomycetes, Eurotiales, Aspergillaceae. The coding region runs from base 1 to 1200 and encodes 399 amino acids.
AUGGACCACAACACAAUUAAGAAGCUCCUAGUAGAGGUUCAAGCAUCGCUAGAUGUUUAUCAGUCUGACCCCACGGAUACUUCUCGGGUCGAGGCCCAGGAGAAGGCGCUCAAAUUGGCACGCGCAUUAGAAAAGCCUCGCGAUGCGAUCUUGAAAAUUGCCUACUCUCCAACCGUGGUCAUGGCGGUUAAGGUGGCUCAUGACUUGAAUGUGUUCCCAACUUUGGCGAACGCCACAUCCCCCGUGCUGUUGAACGAGCUUGCGGUCCUGAAGCCCGCAGAUCCUUUAUUGGUUGAGCGUAUGAUGCGUCUCCUCGUAGCCCAUGGUUUCGCUGAGGAGCCAGAACCAUGUGAAUACCUCCCUACGGCCCUCUCCAAGGAAAUGACCCAGCGGACGUCAAUCGGUGUCGUUGAGUCCCUCUUCCUCGAGUUCCUUCCCGGCAUCCAGAAAGUUCCCGAGUACCUCCAAGUCAUCGGAUACAAAAGUCCCGAGGAUCCCUUGUUUGCUCCGCUGCAAUAUGCGCACAACUUCAAGCAAGAUGGCUUUUCCUGGCUCUGCGAGAACCCUGCUGCCCUCACCCGCUUCAAUGCCUUCAUGGAAGGCCAGCGUGCGGAUCGUCCUCACUGGGCCGACUGGUUCCCCAUCCCCGAUCAGAUCCUCGCCAGUGCUCACAAAGGCUCGGAUGGACCCCUUCUAGUGGAUAUCGGUGGCGGUCGCGGACAUGACCUGCUCGGGUUCAAGCAACGGUUCCCUGAGGCGCCGGGUAAGUUGGUCCUAGAGGAUCUGCCCACGGUCAUUGAGGAGGCACGGUCCGCCCUCGAUCUGGAAGGCAACGGCAUUGAUGCGGUUGGAUAUGAUUUCUUCGCUCAGGAACAGCCCAUUAAAGGUGCCCGUGUCUACUACUUCCGGAACAUCUUCCACGACUGGUCAGACGAUAAGGCGCGCCUUAUCAUCAAGAAUCUCGUCCCUGCCAUGGAGCGCGGCUACUCAAAGGUUCUCAUGGAGGAGUAUAUUAUCCCCGAUAAGAACGCCCGAGCACUAGAGGGAAUGACCGAUAUUGCAGUGAUGGUCUUCUGCUCCGGACUAGAGCGCACACGCCAGCGAUUCACAAACCUAUUGGAGUCUGCCGGUCUGAAGGUGACUAAGUUCUGGACCCGCGAGGGGGAUGGACAGGGAAUCAUUGAGGCGGAGUUGGCCUAA